GUUCUUUUUAKGYCUCUAUUGAGCCAUUAUUUGAUGCAGGUGUUUGUUGGAACAUAUAGUUAUUAUUUCCAUCAGGAGAGUGUUCUUCAAAGCUGCAUGGUUAUGACAGUGACUGGCAGACAGAUUCAAGGRGAGGAGACUGGAACCAGAYUACAAAACAGCAGGAAUUGAAAAGCAAAAGUUUUUACUACCAACAAAUCAACAGCCACAGUUCAUCACAGAUCAACUGCCUGWRAGAGGACAAUGAAAACGACCAGCCAUGGUUCAGCUGACCUCAGGCUGGUGCUGGUGGGUCAGGAAAGAGUCGGGAAGAGCUCAGCAGGAAACACCAUCCUGAGAAAUAAGGAGUUUAACUCUGAAGACGGUCUCAAGCUGCUGACUCGGAGCAGCAAGAAGGCAGAAGGAGAAGUUUUCUCUCGUAGAGUCUCRGUGGUGGACACGCCUGGACUCUCCAGCUCUGUUCUUCCUCCAGMAGAAGUGAAAGCUGAGAUCCAGAGAGCUGUGGAGCUGAGCUCUCCUGGUCCUCAUGUUUUUCUGCUCACCAUCAAGUUGGGAAGAUUCACUGAACAGAAAGAGUCAGGACUGGAGAUGCUGCAGGAGAUUCUGGGUCCAGAGGUUUCCAAGUUCACCAUGAUCCUGUUCACCCACACAGACCGACUGGAACAAACAGGCAUUAAUGUURAUCAGUUUGUAMAWGAAGAUAAAAACUUUCAGAAAUUAGUGCAGAGCUGCAGUGGGAUGUAUCAUGUGUUCAACAACAAGCAGAUGGAAAACAGGAAGCAGGUCCAGGAUCUGCUGGAUAAAAUAGAUUCACUCUCAGACGGAGGACGUUGUUAUUAUCAGAGGCAGAUUUCUCUGUUCUCUUACUGUAGAUGGGCUCAGUCAUGGUGGUCAGACUGGAGACUGAAACUUGGAGUUUCCUUUCUGUGCUGCUGGAUAUUGAGCAACAUCUAUAGUCGGUUGAGAAACGAAUAGAUGAAGUAAAAAGUUACCGGAGGAAGAGAGUUUCAUGGAAAAUGUCAAUGUGAAUAAAAUUAUCAUUAUCAGUUACAAUCCAAACAUUUGUUGUAAUUGGCUGGGUUUAAAAAUAAUAAAAUAUCUAUUUGAUUCUUUCUUUGUUAAAGGAAUAAGAUUUUUGAUGUCAUCUUUAUUAUGAAGAUUCAACAGAAAAAUAUAUUUUUCCUUUUGGGACUCAAAAAAUCUGCUCCCAAAUGCAGUUUGCAUAACAACGAUCCUUGUAAAUAAUCACGUUAAGUGUGUGAUCGAAAAAACAACAAUGCGAACAUUUCCUUUAUCUGGGCAACAAGCGGAGUGCAAUAAAACGCAGUCUGCAGUUAUGAAAUAAACCAGCUUGUUAGUCACUGCUGGUGAUGUAUAGAAUAACGAAAAGUAUCUCCAAAUCUGAACCUUCUUAAUAUUGAAAACAAAAAUAACCAUUUCACCUUCUCAAACACUUUUUCAGCAUCCAAAGUUACAAUGACUGAGUCUUGUUUAUUUGUUAAAGUCAUUAAAUUCUGUUUGAUCUGGAUGAAUUAAGGAUGAGAUUAACUUUUUCAAUUCUGAUUAGUGAUAAGUUUCAUAUCUCUAUUGAUUAAUGACAGCAGUCGACAGCUAGAGGUGACCAUAGGAUCUUUGCCAGGUUUAAGAAGAACUAGCAGCUGGAUUUAAAUUUUGGGGAAUAAUACCUUUUUCUUUUAUUUCUUGUAUUAAUUUGAGAUAUGCUGGAUUAAGCAUAUCCCAAAAUGUUUAUGGAAUUCAGCUGGAAAACCGUUCGGUCCUGGUGCUUUAUUGUUUGAUAAAAGAUGUUUUGCAUUGAUUAAUUAAUUAUUCUGUUAAUGGAGCUUCAAGCAGACCAAUUUGAUCAUCUGUAGAUUGAUAUUGUUUAAAAAAAAACCUUGGGAAGGAUUAUUUUUCUCAAAAUACAAUUUAGUAUACAAAUCAUAAACAUUGGCUAUUGUUAGCGUCUGAUUGUACAUAAAUAAAUUAUUAUAAACCUUCAUGAU
Poecilia reticulata (guppy) is the source of this 2003-nucleotide messenger RNA. Its product is annotated as GTPase IMAP family member 2-like. Gene Ontology annotation, molecular function: GTP binding. The record is from RefSeq and is a predicted model, not a curated record. Lineage: Eukaryota; Metazoa; Chordata; Actinopteri; Cyprinodontiformes; Poeciliidae.